This is a messenger RNA of Spirodela intermedia, 1308 nucleotides long. The record is from the annotation of a GenBank genome assembly. Lineage: Eukaryota; Viridiplantae; Streptophyta; Magnoliopsida; Alismatales; Araceae.
AUGGGGCAACCUAGAGGGGGAGCUCUGGUGCUGGUGGUGUUGGUACUGCUUCCUUGCGCAGCGGCGGCGGCGCUCCCGCCGGCGCCCUCGCCGGAGGCGGCGCCGCCGCCGGUGGUGCUGGUUCGGCCGAUCCCCUCGCCGGCGGCGUCGUCGGACCUGGACCCGAAGCAGCUCACCGCCCUCCAGUCCAUGAACCUGCCGACGACACGUGACCCCUGCUCCAUCCCUCCGCCGCGCAACUUCACCGCCUGCGACUCCGCCACCCCUUUCCGGCGACUGGUGGCGCUCACCCUCGCCAACUGCUCCUCCGACCUGGACAUCUCCGCCACCGCCCUCCGCGCCCUCGCCCCCAGCCUCCGCUCCCUCUCCUUCCUCUUCUGCCCCGUCCCCCUCUUCAAGCUCCCUCCUCAGCUCUCCUCCUCCCUUCGCUCCUUCUCCUGCGCCGCCUCCCUCCGCCGCCUCACCGGCGUCUGGCUCAGCCGCCUCGCCAACCUCACCGAUCUCACCGUCACCGACGCUACCAUCACCGCCAGCGGGCCCUCCGUCAUCCUCUCGCAGAUGUACAACCUCCGCAGGCUCACCAUCUCCCGGACCAACCUCGCUGGCUUCCUCCCCCACCACUGGCACUCACUCAACCUCACCUCCGUCGAUCUCUCCGCCAACCAGCUCAGGGGCCCUGUCCAUGGCUCCAUCGGGCAGCUGCAGUCACUAGAGCUGCUGAACCUGAGCUCCAACUCGCUGUCUGGGGUCUUGCCAGCCGCCGUCGCCAACUUGGUCUCCCUCAAGAACGCAUCUCUCGCCCGCAAUUCCCUGUCCGGGCCGAUUCCGGAGACGCUGUCGGAGAUGGCGGCGCUGGUCCACCUCGAUCUGAGCUCGAACCAGUUUAACGGCACCCUGCCCAGGUUCUUGUCGGAGAUGAGGGCCCUCAAGUACCUCAACCUGGGGGACAACAACUUCCAUGGAGUGCUCCCCUUCAAUGCUUCCUUCAUCAAGAGGCUCGAGGUUUUCAGAGUGGGGGGCAACAACAACCUCUGCUACAACCAUACCCUUCUCUCCUCCAAGCUCAAACUGGGGAUCGCCCCCUGCGACCGGCACGGAUUACCGGUCUCGCCGCCGCCCAGCCGGGCGGCGCCUUCGGAUUCCUCCGACUACACCAGCGGCGACGACGGCAGCAGCGGCAGGGGGAGCGGGGGCGGCGGCGGCGGGCACCACGGGCCGAGCAGGAUCGUCCUCGGCGUGGCCAUCGGACUUUCUUGUCUGGUCUUCCUCAUCAUCUUCAUCGUUUGUCUGUCAAAGGUCUGUGGUUGA